Schistosoma spindalis is the source of this 1578-nucleotide messenger RNA. The record is from the annotation of a GenBank genome assembly. NCBI's taxonomy places the organism in Eukaryota, Metazoa, Platyhelminthes, Trematoda, Strigeidida, Schistosomatidae.
AUGGAAUUGUGUCGAAAUAUCACAGAUUUCAGCUACGGUUUAUCCAAGCAUGUCCAAGGAAAGUAUUGUUCUGCAUAUGUGAAACUUCCUUCAGCAGAAGAUCUUCCUGAAAUAGUGUCAUUCGAACUGAAUUAUGGAGUGUGUAUCCCUCAUUCUUGUACAAAGGAUGAUUUAGUUUGGUUACUAGACAUGGGUUUGUCAAUUUCUAAUGAUGAUUGUAUAGUGUUUUCCAAGGUAAAUUUAUCCAUAGAUAAGUCCACAAGUUUCUGUCAUGCAGAUUUUGGAGAACUACCUAAAGAUGGUUGGUUUUGGGUAGCAAUGUCUUUACUAGUUGUUAUGAUCUCUCUUCUGAUAAGUGGAACAGUUGUGGAUUUAGUCCUGUGGUGUAGAUUAAAUUAUCGUAUUUGUGAAGUUUCGUACGACAGACUAGUAAACAUCAGUAUGCCAACAGAAGCAUCUACUACCAGUGGAGCUGUUGUCAAUUGUGGAGGGACCACUGAGGAAAAUAUACUUGAACAGACGACAUCUGCCCAUCUUAGCAUACAUAAGCUAUCAUAUUUUGAACAGCGAGCAAUUAAACCUGUCGAUGAACAUACCAAUGAUCAUCAUUUGAAUGAUUUAACUCCAGCUUAUCUAUUAGUCUUAAUACUGUACACUGGAUUAUUUAUUCAUGCUUAUGUCGGUCCAAUGUAUCCUCAAACUCCCAAUUUGAUGGAUAUAAAAUUUUGUCGUGAUCAUUGGUGGAUAACAUAUUUGAAUAAUUUUAUUUAUCCGGAUGAAGCGUGCAUGGGUUGGUCAUGGUAUUUAUCAAAUGAAAUUCAAUUUUCAAUUGUAUUAUCUCCAAUCUUCUUAUCUUUAUUAGCAUGGAAUGAAACUAUCGGUGCAUUGUUUGGUUUUGGACUUGUAAUUUCCAGUAUCGCGUCCACAUUUGGUAUAUCUUAUGCGAAUGAUUAUUUACCUGGUACGCUAUCACUUUUCUCAUUCACAACUAUUUACAUAAAACCGUAUACACGUUGGAGUACUUAUGCUAUUGGUCUUUUAUGCGGCUGGUUCCUAGAAAAGCACAUCAAUAUUUUGAAUAAUGUGAAUUCAAAAACGAAAGCUUUGAUUGGUGUGAUUGGUGUAUGCCUGUCAUCAAUAUUCUGUGUAUCUACUGUCUACGGAUUGUAUGGACUACUAAGUGGGAAGGUCGGACCAUUCACAACGUUUGGAGCUGCAACCUAUACAGCAUUCCAUCGACCUAUUUUUAUUCUCGGUAUUGCAAUCGUUGUAUCGAUGUGUGCUCUUGGUUGUGGUGGUCCAAUUCGUUGGAUUCUCACAUUGUCUGUAUUCCGUAUUCCUUCACGGUUGACAUAUACAGCUUAUCUUGUACAUCCGAUAGUGGUUCUAUUCAUCGCUUUAGGAAGUCAGAACCCAAUAUUGCUGGAUGAUCUGCAUUUGAUCGUUAUGUUUUUUGCCGUUCUACCAAUUACUUAUUGCUUGGCAUACUUGGUCACACUGGCAACUGAGUCACCAGUAAUAGCUAUGACUCAUAGUCCUGGAGGGAAGAAGCCUUUGUCAUCAGAAAGUUCCAUGUAA